AUGUAUGCUCUAGAUUUACGGUCGUGGUCUACGGCAACAAUGCGAUUGUUAUUAGUUUCAGAGGAACAGACACGUAUUUCCAACUCGCUGCAGAAGCCGACCUCAGCGUGUUCCAUGAAAAGAAGAAAUGGAGCGCUGGUGGAUACGUGUCGAAAUACUUCUACGACGGCUUCAUAG
This is a messenger RNA of Ostertagia ostertagi, 177 nucleotides long. NCBI's taxonomy places the organism in Eukaryota, Metazoa, Nematoda, Chromadorea, Rhabditida, Trichostrongylidae. The record is from the annotation of a GenBank genome assembly.